Molecule: messenger RNA, 711 nt
Organism: Staurois parvus
Lineage: Eukaryota; Metazoa; Chordata; Amphibia; Anura; Ranidae
Source: the annotation of a GenBank genome assembly
AUGAGCGACUCCCCCGCGGAGCUUAGCGCCGAACUGCGGAACGCCAUGGCCAUGGCCGCGGCUGCGGGGGACAAGCUGGGGGCCUUCAAGGCGGCGGCUGCUGCAGCUGCGGCGGCGGCCAAGAAGGACAAGAAGCAGAUGAGCGAGUCGGAGUUGCAGCAACUAAGGCUGAAGAUUAACAGCCGGGAGAGGAAGAGGAUGCACGACCUGAACAUCGCCAUGGACGGGCUGAGGGAGGUCAUGCCCUACGCCCAUGGGCCAUCCGUGCGCAAACUCUCCAAGAUCGCCACCCUGCUCCUGGCACGUAACUACAUCCUGAUGCUGACCAACUCCCUGGAGGAGAUGAAGAGGCUGGUCAGUGAGAUUUAUGGGGGGCACCACCCCGCCUACCACCCAUCAGCCUGUGGGGGCAUGGGCCAUGCAACUCCUUUAUCUGGACACCCAGUGGGCCAUCCUGUCCACCACCCUCUGCUUCCACCCACAGCUGCCUCUCUGACCACCACUGGCAUCUCAGCUGUCAGGGCAGCCCCACCACCCCCACCUCCUCCUCCUGCCCCUCCAUCCUCCAAUCCUGUGUCCCAUGGUCUCGGUGGAGGCUUCCCUCACUGGAGUGGCAUGCCUUGCCCAUGUAGUAUGUGCCAGAUGCCCACCGCAGCUCACCACCACCUCAGCGGAUCCAGCUUACCCAGGCUCACCUCUGACUCCAAAUGA